Molecule: messenger RNA, 1418 nt
Organism: Lecanosticta acicola
Lineage: Eukaryota; Fungi; Ascomycota; Dothideomycetes; Mycosphaerellales; Mycosphaerellaceae
Source: the annotation of a GenBank genome assembly
AUGACCAAACAACCUCAUCCCGACCCAGACAGCAUCGCAGACUGCGUGCUGGAGACCUUCGAUGCCCUGCCACAGAAAUACAAACCUCGCCUGCUGGCGGAUGGGAGGCGCGAAUGGGUUCCUUUGGCAGGCAUUGUCUUGAGCAGAGGUAAACAACCAAGCAAGGCCCUGUCAAAAGCGCUUUUCACUCGAAUGCUGACCUGUUGAGUUGAUGACAGGGAAGACCGCGAUUCCUUGACCUGCGCAGCCCUCGCGACUGGAAUGAAAUGCCUGCCCAGGGAAAAGGUGGAAGCUGGAGAGAUACAGGGUAACGUGCUGCAUGAUUGGCAUGCGGAAGUGUUGGCUAUUAGGGGGUUUAAUAGGUGGAUUUUGGAUGAGUGUGAGGAGUUGGUUCGGAGGGAAGAGAAGGAGGAGGGAACUUGGGUGAGAUGGAGGGAUGAGAGGAGGAUGCAAAUGCUGGAGGAGGGAGAUCGUGUCGAGGGUAAGGAGGUACGUUUCACUCGACUUGAUAUGCGUUGAAGAGCGUACGAGGACUCUUCACACGCUGACUUGGAGAGCAGGAGACGUUCGAACCGCCCUUCGAACUCCAACCCAACAUCUCCAUCCACAUGUAUUGCUCCCAAGCACCCUGCGGCGACGCCAGCAUGGAACUCACAAUGGCUGAGCAAGAAGACGCGACGCCCUGGACAACACCACCACCCUCAGCCAUUUCUUCAUCUCCAUCAGAGCCCUCAGAAGAGAUCACAAUGCUAGGCCGCGGCCACUUCGACCAGCUCGGCAUCGUUCGCAGGAAACCUUCACGCCCCGACGCCCCAAUCACGCUAAGCAAAAGCUGCUCCGACAAACUAGCCCUGAAACAGAUCACAGGCCUCCUCAACAGCAUGACGACCCUCCUCGUCCACCCAGACCGAACCUACCUUUCGACUCUAGUCUUACCAGAAUCCCAACACGUCCCUUCAGCCGUGGAGAGAGCUUUCGGACCCACAGGGAGAAUGGCACCGCUUACUUCCAAAACCUGGCGCAAGACUGGGUAUGGUUUCAAGCCGUUUGAAGUCCUAACGACGAAGAGAGAGUUCGAUUUCUCGAAACGCACAGGGGCGGUUCCGAGUAAUCUGUCCGCGCUGUACACUCCUCAUCGGAGUGAAAUGCUGACCAAGGGUGUGCUGCAGGGGCGGAAACAGCUCGAUGCGAAGGGUGCGAGUUCUGUUAGUCGGAGAUUACUCUGGAAGAAGGUUUUGGCAAUAGCGGUGCUGGGUGGUAUACCGGCGCUAGAACGGGUGUUGAGGAAGGAGACGUAUGAGCAAGUGAAGCAGAGUAGGCAGUUGGAGGGGAGGGAGGAAGCUAAGAGGACGGCUAGGGAGAUCAGCUUGCGAGGGUGGAGGAGAAAUGAUGGGGAUGAGAGAUGGGGAUUGGAUUAG